Molecule: messenger RNA, 1977 nt
Organism: Balaenoptera ricei (Rice's whale)
Lineage: Eukaryota; Metazoa; Chordata; Mammalia; Artiodactyla; Balaenopteridae
Gene: TMEM237
Product: transmembrane protein 237
Exons: 13
Coding region: 180-1412 (410 amino acids)
Biological process (GO): cilium assembly
Cellular component (GO): ciliary transition zone
Source: RefSeq, a predicted model, not a curated record
CGCCUUGGAACGCGGAGCUUGGCAACGCGGGGGCGGGCGGAGACCCGGCCCGGGAGCGGUGGCUUAGUCAUGGGCCGCGAAGCCCCCGCCUCCCGCAGGUCCUGGAGGCCGCGGCGUCGCGGGGAGCCAGGCUCGGGCCGGCGGCGGUUGCGCCGAGGGAGCCCGGCGGGCACAGCGCCAUGAGGGCGGACUCAGGGCUUCGGGUGGAGGAGGACCACCCGCGUCCUCCACGAGCCCUUCCACCUGUGCCAAGUGCUAAUCAAGAUGAUAUUCCACUUAGUCGUCCUAAGAAAAAGAAGCCCAGAACAAAAACCACGCUAGCUAGUGCUUCUUUGGAAGGUCUUGUUCAGACUGCUGUUCACAGGCCACCUGAGGGCAGUGAGCCACCAACUAAAGACCCCAUAGAACAUCAAGAAGCUCCUGUUCAAAGGAGACAGAAGAAGACGAAGCUACCUCUUGAAUUGGAGACUGCCUUUACCCAGAAGAAGACGUCUAGUCCAUCUUUAUCACCAGAUGAAAAUGGUAUCAAUGUGGAGGCAGCUGAGGAGCCAGCCAUUCAAAAACCUCGAAGGAAGACAAAGAAAACCCAGCCAGCAGAAUUACAUUAUGCCAAUGAGCUAGGAGUUGAAGAUGAAGACAUAAUUACUGAUGAGCAAAGUAGUCCAGAACAACAGUCUGUAUUGACUGCACCCACUAGUAUUAGCCAGCCUGUAGAGAAAGUGUUUGUGGAAAAAAGCCGGCGAUUCCAGGCUGCUGAUCGCUCAGAGUUGAUAAAGACCACAGAAAAGAUGGAUGUGUCGAUGGACAUGAAGCCUUCCUGGACCACCAGAGAUGUUGCACUGUCAGUGAACCGGGCUUUCAGGAUGAUUGGUCUCUUUUCUCAUGGCUUCUUGGCUGGCUGUGCUGUGUGGAAUAUUGUUGUGAUAUAUGUUUUAGCAGGAGAUGAGUUUUCUAACCUCUCAAACCUUCUGCAACAAUACAAGACGUUAGCAUAUCCAUUCCAGAGUCUUCUCUACUUGCUUUUGGCUCUAAGUACAGUUUCAGCUUUUGACAGGAUUGACUUUGCUAAAACAUCAGUAGCAAUCCGAAAUUUUCUUGCCCUGGAUCCAACAGCUUUAGCAUCUUUCUUGUACUUUACUGCUCUUAUAUUAUCUCUGAGUCAACAAAUGACAAGUGACAGAAUCCACCUUUACACACCUUCUUCUGUUAAUGGUAGCCUCUGGGCAGAAGGAGUUGAGGAACAGGUUCUCCAGCCAUGGAUUGUGGUGAAUCUGGUGGUGGCCCUUCUGGUUGGAUUAUCUUGGCUUUUUUUGUCUUAUAGGCCAGGCAUGGAUCUUAGUGAAGAGUUGAUGUUCUCCUCUGAUGUGGAAGAAUAUCCUGAUAAAGAUAAAGGAAUCAAAGCCUCUUCAUAGUGCCGACUCACCUUCAGAGUAAUUACCUAGUAUUUAGAAUUUUUCCCAUUCUUGUUUUUAAAUGUAUUUUUGUAAGAUAUUUGCAGAUGUAUUUGGAAUUGAUUUUUCGAUUAUAUAAUACUGAAGAAUUUCUCAGGAUUAUGGAAAAUGUUAAAAUGGUAUCUGUGAUUUAUACCCAAACAUUAAUUUCUAUAGCAUUAUUGUCUCUAUGACAAAGGAGAUGCUGAGGUAGAAACCAGCAGGUGAAAGUGUUUACUUCCUGUUUUCUCAAAUUAGUUGCAUUUAUAAUCAUUAUCUUUAAAAGUACUGUAUACAGUGCUUUUAAAAAAGCCAUUACUUUAGUGUUACAAAAUCUAUAUCAGGUUUAAACAUAAAUUUAGGGAAUAGGGAAGAAGGGGGGAAAAAGGACCUUCAUUAUUUAUUUUUCAUGUCUCCUUACUGAAUAAAUUGAAAUAUGAAAUUUGUUUUUUUUUAAACUGGUUCCGUGGUUGUGUAUCAUGUAAUAAGUAUAAAAAUGUAAUGUAAUUUAGCUUGAAAGAUGCUAUAUUUCAUGGCUAAUAAAAAG